GAACGCGCGACACUGACGCCUCGGGUGAGCGACGCGGCAUCACAAGCCGCUGUGGGACGCCAUUACUAACGUCGCGUUUCUCCGAUGUGCCCGGUGUUGUAGAUAGCUCUCUUUCUGCAGUGACGACACUAGUAUCGUGCGAGUUAUCCCCGUUUCAUUCCGUUCAUUGUUUCCGUCCGGAGAAUUGCGUACGAUACGCGUAUCCCGCGACUUCUACGUGGAUUCAUUUCGGUGGAUUGUCGUUCGUGUACGCCGACACGAUAUCUUGAGGAACGUUCGACGCAGGUUCUUGUACGAGCCGCAAAAUGCCGGGUUUUAGCAGCGUUGGCACGUUUAAAAUCUUCAUUGGUAAUUUAGCCGACAAGACCUCGAACGCGGACAUAAAGCCCCUGUUCGAGAAGUAUGGAAAAGUCGUGGAAUGCGACGUGGUAAAGAAUUAUGGCUUCGUGCAUAUGGAGAACGAGGAGGCAGGACGAAAUGCGAUACAGAAUCUGAAUGGACACAUGGUUCAUGGACAGCCGAUAAAAUGCGAGGCUGCGAAGAGUCGUAAGGGACCCAACACUCCCACGACGAAGAUAUUUGUGGGCAAUCUCACAGAUAACACCAAGGCGCCGCAGGUGCGCGAACUGUUCGCCAAGUACGGCACCGUUGUCGAAUGCGACAUCGUGAGAAACUACGGUUUCGUUCAUCUUGAAGCGACUGGCGACGUGAACGACGCCAUCAAGGAGCUGAAUGGACAGAUCGUGGACGGACAACCGAUGAAGGUCCAGAUUUCAACUAGUCGAGUGCGACAGAGGCCAGGAAUGGGAGAUCCGGAACAAUGCUACCGAUGCGGACGAGGCGGUCACUGGUCGAAGGAGUGCCCCAAGGGAGGAAUGGGAGGUGGACCAGAUAGAAACGGCUACAGGGACCGAAUGUUCGGACGCGACCCAUAUCCUCCACCGCCGCCACCACCGUUCCUACGGGACCGGCUCAUGGGUGGUGGCCGCUUUGGGGAUUAUGAAAGCUACUACGACAGGCGCGGUUUCGAGGACACCAGGGAUCUCUACGAGAGGCGGUUUACGGGUAUGACAGGGCCCAGUGACAUGGGAAGUACCAUGUGCGGGCUAGACUUUCCACCAAUGACAAUGCCAUCUCUACCACCAAGACGAGACCCAAUGCCUCCUAUGCCUCCUCUAGGUAUGGGAUCCAUGCGUGACACUGGCUUCUCCCGCGGUAACGAGUAUGGCAUGUUCAGUCGCCGAUCACCCCCUCCAAGUGGCAACAACGGCCGGUUCAGUAGAGGCAUGUACGAGGACUUCAGCCGAGAUUCGUUUGAAGAGCGUAGAACAAUUGGCACCGCGGAUGAGAUGGUCGCGCACGAGCUAGCAUAUAGUGCGAAUAAGUCGCUUCAUCACGCAUACACGGACGUGGGAUACUAGUUCUCCCUCUAUAUGUAUUAAAACAAGAGAGAACACCGGGAAAUAAUAUCGGUUUCCGAUAAGCCUGCUACGUGUACCCUUCUCGCGUUAGUAACGAGAUGAGGUUCUGUUUUUGUACGUUUCUUUUUUGUACGUGACUCACGUGUGUUUUUGCAAGUUCUUAUUUUUUAAUAAACGUCAGAACACGUGCGAAUAUCUCCUUGAAUUGUAACUGAGAAUUCACCCUUUCUGGCUGGCUCUCUCGGACUAGGCUGAGUUUUUGUCCGUCGAAAGCGAUUGUAUCGUUUGUAAUUUGAAACUUAACUGAGAAGAAGAAAGUUUCUCAUUUUUUUUAAAUUUGACAUAAAAAUGACAUAUGUUAUCAAAUAUAAAUACUGUAGAAAGAAAUUUGCAAUGAAUCUAUUGACGUGAUUUUGUCGUUUUUCUUCUUCUCGGUCAGUCUCUUAUCCUAAUUUCUUUAAACAUAAGGGAAAGAUUUGCCAUCCUUUCGCCACCUUUGCGAUUAUCGUUCACUCACAUGAAUUUUCCGAUCAAAGCCAAAGUUAAAGCUGCUUCCGAAGGUACCAAGCGAGCGGCGGAAUAAAUGUAAAUAGAUAAGACGGAGUGUAAAUAUUCCCUUUUUUUUUUAUAUCUUAACCCGAUUUUUUUGUCGGUAUGUACAUGAUAAUACUCAUUGUUAUGUGCCAGUCAAACUUGCAGACUUGGAGCUUGAGCAGGUCUACAGAAAUCGGACUUGGCUGGAGAUCGUUUUUCCACCCAACCAACGGCAAGGCAGAAGGCGACCGGCCACGUUCCGUAGCUUAUACGCAGACACCCCUCUUCCCUUCUUCCCAAAGUUACUUUAAGAGACGUCGCGCAGUAUGUCCUCGGGGAUAACCGAGCGAGCCUCUCUCAGAGUGACUUUGGAACAUGAACGUGUAGAACCAGGCACGCUACUCGAUCAUCUCUCCAUACUGAGAUGUGGUGAGCAAACUGCUGUCCGAAUAAUACAUAGACUAUUCCGAAUCCGGAGAAAAAGACAAGAGAGAGAUUGGCCGAUCUGUAACAUUCCCGCUCUAAGUUGGCGCGAGAGAGGAGAUCGGACCUCCUCCCGGCUCGGCUCGGUCACAAGAGUUGCGAGUUUGAUCGGUGCAUAGCGAGUAUAUACGCCGACGCCCGUGUUAACUUUGGCUUUUACCGUACUAUACGGAAUCGUUUCGUCGAGAUCGGGAUCGACCCCGGCGCAUGAUCGUCGACGAAAACUUAUACAAGAUGCCUCAGAACCAAUGGACAUCCUCUCAUAGUUCAGAGUAAAAAAGAUAUUACCCAUUUGCAAAGCAUCAGAAAAUUAAUGUCUUGAGAGUACAAGUUUUUAAGUUACGUGAAAAGGGCGGAGAGAUAUUUAUAUAAAAAAAUAUUAGAAAUUAAAACCCGUAUUCAGAAUGCGAUUAUAAAGAUUCUGGGCGUUUUUCAGCAAGUGACACUCUAAAUCUGAAUCAGUGAAUCUUACUGAUUUGCAGUGCUAUACUUAUGACUGUGAUUAUCAGUAAUACACUGAUUCUGAUUUAGAGAAUACAGCUAAUAUUUUGUCAAUAUUAAACAAGGGUAAAAUAUUUCACUGUGUUGCACCGUUUUUCCGUAUCUGUUGCCGGCAAACGCUCUCUGAAUACGGGUCUAAUAUUUUGUAAUUUCAGAAAUAUUGAAAAUUACGAAUGACGCUCUCAUAGAGCACAUUUUAUCCAAAGGAUAUCCUUAGGACGUAUGGACGCCCUUUGAACGUUCAAUGGAUGUUCCUAGGAAGUCUGUGCUGUGUGGUGGUACUCUCUCAUACGAUCUUCCUGGUUUUGAGACAGUCUUAUUUCAUACAUUGUCCCGCUCCUUCCUUUUUUUCAAUUUUUUUUCAAUUUUUUUUGGCGUUACAUCCCUACGAGCAACUAGUAUCCGCCUAGGCGAAUCCCCCGACCCGCGAUACGUAGGCUUGACGUACUUGACGAGACUCGAGGCUCGUUGAUGCGGGUACGCGGGGAAAUAAGAAAAGAUCUGCGAUAAUCGAGUCGCGCGCGCGCGUAUGGUACACGCGUGCGGGAAGAAAAGACUCUAGGAGCAUGGAGGCGUCACGCACACCGGGGAGCUACGUCGGAUAUGUUCGAUACGCGAUGUAUCGCUGUAUUGCAAGUACACUCCUUCGAGGAUUACGGUAAUGUCGGUGUCGCCGGACUAAGUCGUCGGAUAGCGAAGGUCUGCCCCGAUGGGCCGCAGCCUCGCUCUCGUAGCCCAUACGGACGUGCGAGAUUCCGGCUUGUCGUCGUCGUCGUCGUCGUCGUCUUCGUCGUCGUCGUCGUCGUCAUCGCCGCCGCCGCCGUCGCCACUGCCGUCGUCGUCAACUUCGUCGUCGCCGCCGCCGCCGCCGCCGCCCUCGUCGCAGUUGUCGCUGCCGUCAUCGUCGCCGUCAACGUCGUGGUCUGUAAAUAAAGUCACGCAGCCCGAGUUGCAAAAACGGUUCGGGACACACGCUGAUCGCCGAGAAGCUCAACGAGAUGUGAAGUUCCGAGCCCAAUCUGUAGCUAGAUCGCUGAGAUACAUUUCGGACACGCGCCGGCACAGAUCCUCUCGCAGGCGCUUAGAAAGAUAAAAAAAAUGCAUAUACCCAGUCCCUCUCGGCAGAGUUCUCUCACGCAGAGUUCUCUCACUAGAGACACGUGGAGAUCGUGAAUCGCCGAUCGGAUCCGUGCACCGGAUUUUUGAGAGACACGGUCGGCACCAGGAACCCGAGAAAAAAAACAUACAUGUGUAAAUAUAUGUAAAACGGACGCACGUCAUCGGGACACACGGGUUACCCUUUGAUCUCGCGUGAUAGAAAACUAACACACACGUGUCGGUCAUCGUCGGUUGCCGCAUUACAAAACGGAAAAAAAGCGCAAAACCGAUAGAAACGCGCGACAACAGGGAUUGUAACACGCUGUAUUGUAAUAUGAUAUGUGAUAUAGGACGCGAUGAUAGCCCUCUACGCCGGCAUCGUCCACGAAGGAUGUACCCUUGAAGGAGCAUGCGAGCUGGGAGCUCGAGAGACACGAGGGCUUCAAGUAGAAGCGACGCGAGAGGUCUGGUGGAGGAACGACUGUGGUGGUAGCGAGAGGUAAUUGUUCAUCACACAGCAAUCUAUACGACGCCGAAAAAGAGAGACGAGCGAGGGCGAGUUGAAGACGUAUACUCGAAUAAAGACGCGAGGGUUGCUGCGUCCAAGUUACCGCGAGUCUCCAGCCUGUCGGUAUCGUUCCGACGUACGCGUAAGAAAACGAAUAAAAGUUAUAUAUAAAAAAAAAAGACGAACGACACGUUAAUUUACCCCGCGUGUUCCACUCGAACGCCUUUGAGAGUCCUGUUUUCUUUCUUAGGAGAAGCGGCGCUUCUUAAGGGAAAGCCCGUCUCUACGAGAGGAAUCCUCUUCUUCUGUAGGGUGUGCUCUGGACUAAAACUGAGAUCGACUUGUGCUUACACACGCCGAAUCUCCGCCCUAGAGCGGAUUCUCGAGAGUCUCCGCUCAGCGGGAGCACGAAGGAUGUCGCCGCUCUCCGUUCGGCCAUAUGAAAACUUUCCGAGUUGAGUGACAAAAAUAUUUGCAGCGUGUAAUUGAGCAAUAAAGAUCGUUCUAUCUACAGACCUUA
Molecule: messenger RNA, 5065 nt
Organism: Solenopsis invicta (red fire ant)
Lineage: Eukaryota; Metazoa; Arthropoda; Insecta; Hymenoptera; Formicidae
Gene: lark
Product: RNA-binding protein lark
Exons: 7
Coding region: 306-1421 (371 amino acids)
Cellular component (GO): cytosol
Molecular function (GO): mRNA binding; zinc ion binding
Source: RefSeq, a predicted model, not a curated record